Molecule: messenger RNA, 1946 nt
Organism: Cheilinus undulatus (humphead wrasse)
Lineage: Eukaryota; Metazoa; Chordata; Actinopteri; Labriformes; Labridae
Gene: matn1
Product: matrilin 1
Exons: 10
Coding region: 1-1473 (490 amino acids)
Molecular function (GO): calcium ion binding
Source: RefSeq, a predicted model, not a curated record
AUGACGCCCUCCCCGCUGUUGUUCCUACUGCUGCUUGGCCUUGUUAGCGCUCAGGCUCCCGUGGACCUCCGUACAGCCGCCGCUAUGGCGGCAGGUUUGUGCAAAACCCGCCCUACAGACAUUGUGUUCAUCAUCGACAGCAGUCGUAGCGUUCGCCCUUCAGAGUUCGAGCAGGUCAAAGUCUUCCUGGCCAAGGUCAUUGAGGGGCUCGAUGUCGGUCCCAACGCCACCCGUGUGGGAGUUGUCAACUAUGCCAGCCGUGUCAAGAAUGAGGUGUCUCUGAAGACUCACCGCACCAAAGCCGGGCUGGUAAAAGCCGUGACGAAGAUCGAGCCUCUGUCCACAGGAACCAUGACCGGCCUCGCCAUCCAGUUUGCACUGAAUGUGGCGUUCAGUGAAGGAGAGGGCGCACGCGUCAAAUCCCCUGACAUCAGCAAGGUUGCCAUCAUCGUGACAGACGGGCGUCCCCAGGACAAUGUGAAGGAUGUAGCUCAGCGUGCUCGGGAUGCAGGGAUUGAGAUCUUUGCCAUUGGUGUGGGCCGUGUUGACAUGAGCACCCUGCGCCAGAUGGCCAGUGACCCUCUGGAUGAUCACGUCGACUACGUAGAGAGCUACAGUGUCAUCGAGAAGCUCACCAAGAAGUUCCAGGAGGCCUUCUGUGUGUCGGACCUGUGUGCCACCGGAGAUCAUGACUGUGAGCAGGUAUGCAUCAGCAGCCCUGGAUCAUUCAAGUGUGCCUGCAAAGAAGGCUUUACCCUCAUGGACGAUGGUCGCAGCUGCAGCGCCUGCAGCAACUCUGCAACAGACGUGGUGUUCCUGAUUGAUGGCUCCAAGAGUGUCCGCCCUGAGAACUUUGAGCUGGUCAAGAAGUGGAUCAACCAGAUCAUUGACAAGCUGGAUGUUUCUGAAAGCAAGGCUCACGUGGGACUGGUGCAGUACUCCAGCUCUGUCAGACAGGAGUUCCCUCUGGGCCGCUACAACAGUAAGAAGGACCUGAAGGAUGCAGUGAAAAAGAUGGCCUACAUGGAGAGGGGGACCAUGACAGGUCAGGCUCUGCGCUACCUGACAGACAACAGCUUCGGUCCCGGCCAGGGCGCACGCCCGGGAGUCACCAAGGUGGGCAUCGUCUUCACUGAUGGACGCAGCCAGGACUACAUCGGAGAUGCAGCUAAGAAAGCAAAGGAGAACGGUUUUAAGAUGUAUGCAGUCGGAGUUGGCAACGCAGUUGAGGAUGAGCUGAAGGAGAUUGCCUCUGAGCCAACUGGAGAGCACUACUUCUACACCGCUGACUUCAAGGCCAUGACUCAGAUCGCCAAGAAGCUGCAGAUAAAUAUCUGCCAAGACGAGGACCCUUGUGAGUGCGACUCCCUCGUAAAGUUCCAAAAGAAAGUAGAAGAUGCCCUACAGGCACUAACAAAAAAAUUAGACAGCAUGUCGAAGAGGAUCGCCUUGCUGGAGAACAAAAUCGUCUGAGGACUCACAUCCCACUCCUCACUCUCCAUCUACACACCCACCCACAUACACACAUAAACAAAUACACACAAACACACUCUCUGCUUCCUGUACAAUACUGAAGAGGAACCCUCUGUGUCUGUGUGUGUUUGUGUGAACCCUGAACUCUGCUUGCACCCUGAGCUCAGCCCUCUCCUCUCGGCCUCACCUCUUCCACCCUUGGGUCUCCGGGGACACGAAGCGCCGGUUGCCAUGGGGACCACGCCUUUGUGUGCGUGCUCUCCGAAGGUCAUCCUCCAUAGCCAGCCUGUGUGUUUGUUAAUAAAAGUCUUCCCUCAUAGGGAAACAGUAUGCUGAAGGGUUUUUUUUUUUUUUUUUUUUUUUUGCUGCGGUGUUGAACUCCACAAAGCCUGUGCCUCUUUAAAUGUCAUCACCUCACCUACCUGUUCAUAUCUGUCACCUUUCCCCCUCUGAAGGUUUCUCUUCCUCCAACA